CAUGCCAUACGACAUGUGAUGCGCGCACAUUUUGUGGGAGGUUAAAUAAUCCGGUUCAAGUCUUGUAUGCACACGAGUGAUGCAUUGAAAUUUUUUAAAAUAUUUUUUUGAUGUAGUUUGUCGUUUGUUUGAAUUUUACAAUGGCGAAAUAUCGCAAAAGAAUCAAUUCCAAAGGAAAACGAUGGGUCAAGGGUCAGAGCUCUAGCUCCAAUCCAACGAUUCAAAAGCAUCGUGACUCCGCUAAAUCCCGUUUUUUCUCGCAAAAUUUAGGUGACACUGGUUUGACGCAAGAAGCAGUUAGGGAGCAUGAUGUUCUUACAGGAAAUGCAAUUGCAGAACAAAUGGAAGAAGAUGUCUCUUCAGCAGGAGGUUCUGUGUCAACUGGUUCUACUUUCAAAACGUUUGCUAGUGAUUGGAGUGCUUGUUCCAACCCCUCUUUUAGUCGGUUCCUGAAAGUUUUUAGAGGAGAUAUGGAACUGCACAAGAAUAUGCUUGCCGUUCUUGCUGCUAUUGCUGAUGUCAUCAAAGCAGAAGGAGGGAGUGAAUCUUCAACGGAAUAUUUUGCAGCUCUAAUGACAACUCUUGAGGGUUUCAGACUUGACGAAGAUGAUGAAGAGCAGCUCAUUGCUGUUUUAGCUCUGCUCGGAAUGGGCAUCAAAACUGUUCCAGCUUCUGUUCUUCGGUUGAAAUUUAACUCUGCUUCGAAAGUAUUCAUAGAAAUUUUAUGCAAAUAUACUGAAACGGACCACAACAUAAUUCUACGAUCUUGUCUCACUUGUCUCUCUGUUCUACUGAGGUGCCAAGACCUAGCUGUUUGGAGCCUACCAUUGACCUUACAAACAUUUGAUUCGAUUUUGUCUUAUGUCACACAUUCAAAACCAAAAAUCCGUAAGGCUGCCCAUCAUGCUGUUAGUGUGGUCCUAAGGUGCUCAAAAGGUGAUCAUGUCAAAGAAAUCUUAAGUCAUCCUGCUGCUGUUGCAACGGCCAAAUUCUGUAUUCAACAGUUAGAGGCAACUGGCGCUCUUGGUGGCUCUUCCAGCACUCUGUAUAUUUUAUCCUUACUCAAAGGGAAUUUGCAUGAAUUCCCCAAAAACUACAUCAAGCAAAGUUGCGAAGCAAUUUUAAAAAUGAUGACUCUGGGCAGUUCAUUAAUAACCACGAACUGUCUUCAAGUUUUCUACAGUCUUUUCUCAGCAAGACCAAACCUUAAUGUCAUGCCUGCAUCACUCAAUGCCCAGCUAAUCAAUGCGCUUUACGAUUACCAGCCUUCCACUAGUGACUCUCAGACAACUCAGGCCUGGCUUCUCGUCUUACAAGAGGGUUUUAUCAACUUGUCCAAACUAGAUCUCUCAGUUUGCAUGUUGAAUCUUCCACGAAUUUUCACCAUCUGCUCAAACCUUUGGCUCACAAAUAACGAAGGCAUUUGUCAGUCGGCAACGCUUACAUUAAAAAGUGUAAUUGAUGAAUGCAUUGCCCUUGCAAUGUCAACCUUGGAAAAUGCUCAAAAAUUCAAUCUUAUCAUUGAAAAGGUUUUCACCAUUCUCCAAAAUGGGUUGAGACUCCAAUUUCAGAAUGUCUGGAAGUCAGUUCUUCGCCUUUUGAACCUUAUGUAUAAGGUUUGUGGGAAGCACUGCUCAUCAUUUUUGUUGCCAUACCUAAAAACUUUGGCAGAAUUAAGGGAUGCUGAUGAGUCCAAUUAUGCUCUUGAAAUAGAAAAUGUAAUUGGCAGUGCUGUGUUUUCUAUGGGGCCAGAACGAGUUCUGGAAGUAGUUCCUCUGCAAAUAACGCUGAAAGACAAGAAACAUGAGUUUAAACGAUCUUGGCUCCUACCUGUUCUAAAAGCUUGUAUCCAAGAAUCCACGCUCCAAUGUUUCCAUGACUAUUUUAUGCCCUUGGCAACUAUUUGCAGGAACCAUUCUCUAAAAAUGCGGGAGCUCAAGGAUGAAAUAGGGUAUGUGACAUAUGAUCACCUUCAAGUUCAGAUAUGGGCUCUCCUUCCCAGUUUUUGCAAAUCUCCAACUGAUGUUGCCGAUACUUUUCCAAAAUUAGCUAAAGUACUCGGAAUAACCUUAACCAACCAGAAGGAUUUACGACAUAGUAUAUUGCAAGCUUUGCGUAGAUUGAUCAUUUCAUGCGAGACAAAUGAAGUGAAUAAAGAGGUCAUAGCUAAAUUUGCUAAAAACUAUUUGCCAAUAUUAUUCAACAUUUAUACAACUAAACCAGAAGGCAGUGAUGAAGAAGGAAUUAGACAUGCUACAUUAUCAACCAUUGAGGUUUACCUAAAGUUGGCAAACAAACAACUAGUAUCAGAACUCUUUUCAAACAUGAUGUCAAAGGUCACCUCAGAGGAAGUGGCAAAAGACAGUUUUUUGAAGCUCUCUCUGCUGGAUUUAUUACGAGUCCUGGCACCCUGUCUUGAAUGUCCUAACAUUAACGAACUACUCCAAUUCACCGUCUCAAAAAUGUCCACUAUCAAAAGUAAUUCUGAGCAAAAGAAGCACUUCAGGAUAUUGGAGGAAAUUUGUGGUGCAGAAACUGUAGGGCCUGUUGAAUUCAAAAAACAAAACACCGCUGCUGUAAAAAAUAUUUUGGUUCAGUAUCUAACUAAAUCCACUGCAGAAUCCAGCCGAGGGGCAAGACUGAGAUGUUUCCUUCACCUGCUUCCAUAUGGUACAACUAAAGAAGAACUCGUGACAAUUAUUCCAGAAAUUGUAUCUUGUUGCAAGGACAAAAACACCCAUUGUCGAAAAUCUGCACAUACCCUGAUUACAGAGGUCUAUGCAAAAUUUGAUGAAAGAGUCAGAAAUGAAAACUCAGAACUGAACCAGGAAGAUACCAUGAAAAUGUUCAUCGAAAUUCUCUCAGCUGGCCUAGCUGGAUCAAAUGAGAUGGUCUCUGCAACUUUAGUAGCCUUCUCAUGCUUGGUUUUUAAAUUCAAAGAUAUAUUUACCCUGGAUCUGUUACAAAAGCCUCUGGAAAUUGUCAAUUUAUUGGUUGGUUCAAGUGUACCAAAAGUUGCAUCAACAGCCCUAGACUUUCUGAAAAUAUUCAUCUCAAUUGUCCAUAAGAAUCUAAUUGGUGCCUUUAUUAGUCAAAUUAUACGAAGUCUCUCAUCAAUAGACAGUGCAUUCAAAAGUAAGUUCAGGAGAAAAAUUCGAGACAUCUAUGAUCGCCUAUCUAGAAAGUUUUCUAUCAGCACAGUUAUUGAGCUUGUGCCAAAAGACGACCUCGAUACUCUAGCAAGACUGAAAAUGCUCCGCAAAAAAUCAGAGCGGAAAAAGCGUUUGAAACAGAAAGCCAUGGAGAAAAGACAAUCAGAAGGAGAGGAGAUUGAAGAAGAGGAUAUUGAAGCUGGCCAUUUCCUCAAAUCAAAACCCAAAAGUAUUGAAGAAAUCCUGGCAGAGUGUGAUUCGGAUGAUGAAAAGGACUUCAUUGAUGAUGAUACUAAAGACGGUGGAAAAGCUAAAAUGAAAAAGGAAAAAUCUAUAGUAAUUGAGGAAAGACAAGAUGAAAUUGUAGAUUUCACAGAUAUCUCGUCAAACAGAAAAAUUAUCGCCUCCAAGAGUGGAGUUAUUGGCAGAGAUUUCAGCAGCCUCAAGAAGAGGAAAUCAAAAGAUCUUGGCUUUAAAACAACUUCUGAUGGUAAAUUAAUUAUCAGAGAAGAUUCUGGCAGUGAUUCAGAAGAUGAGGAUCCCAAGAAUUCCCUGAAUAAAGGGGUCGAAAGCUUAAGAAUUGAACUCUCGGACGAAGAAGAAGAAGAAAAAGUUGAUGUAACCAAAAAUCUAGAUGCACUGUUGAAAGAUAGAGUAAUGAGGAAGCGUAAACUAAGUAUGUCUGAUAGUGGAGAUGCCCUGGAUCCAAAAAUGAAAUAUCAAGCUGGUGGUCUUGGGAUUCAUCGUCCUCUAUCAACCAAAGAUAGAAUAAUUCCUAGGAGCAAGUCGCAAAAACCUAAAACCCCAGGCAGUGAAUACAAAGCGCAAAAAGCUGGUGGUGACUUGCGCAAGAAAGGAAAGUUUGAACCAUACUCUUACGUUCCAUUGCAGAGGACUUGGCUGAACAAACGGAAAAAAUUCAAAGCUGCUGGACAAUUUAAAGAUCUAGUUAAAGUAAAGAAGAGCAAAAAGUGAUAGUUAGAAUUUACUUGAAUAAAUCUAAGAGAUUCUUUAUGUUAAGCAAUAUAAAAAUGUUACUGUACAUGAAAAAUGAAUAACUAAGCAUAAGCUGUCAGUCUCAAAUCUAAUUUGUCUCAUUGACGGUAGUAUGAUGAAAUAACUUGCUCCUUAACAACUAUUUAUGGAUUCAUCGAGUUUCCAAAAGAAAUUUUUUAUUAAAAAUGUAUGAGUAUUUGACAGUAAUGCACUAGCCCAACUUAAUCCUUUCUGCGGUAUCUUGAGUUGUACGAACAAAAAUCCUUUCGGUGAUAUUUUGAGUUUGUUACAAGUAUGAGUCGUUGUGAUUAACACUGUAACUCAAAAGAUUUGUCAGGUAUUCAAUGGCAGCGCAUAUCAUCGUUUAGAAUGGUUUCAACAGUAGCGGUAUCUGUAAGUAGUCCUAAGAAUGGUAGUUUCAUAAAUUAUGAUGAAUAGCUCUACUGGCUUGAAUGCAGCUGAUGCAAAUGUCAUUUGCUUACUUUCUGAUCAUACUGACUGGUAUGGCCUUAACGAACUAAAAUAACCUGUUACUCUCUCUCUCUUGGUGGCCAGUUUUAAGUAUGGUAUAUUCUUGAUAAAAAUCUAUCUUGGCAACCAAAGUGGUUUAGUAACAUAUAUAUCAGACCAUGGAAUUCCUUUCAUUCUUUGUCAAUUUUUUUUUUUUUGCUAUCAGUUAUGUUUCUCAAUCCUAUUCAACAGUACCAUAACUUAAUUGGUGGGGAAGCAAUUUGUCAUAAGUUGUUCCGGCGAAUAGUUGAGUAUGGAGGUGGCUGAGGUCUUGGAUUAGUUCCCUCAUGAGGCAUCCUGAAAAGGAAAGGCAAAUCAAUGAAAUUAUACAAAUGAAAGUGGCAAUCAUGCAUCUAUUUUAUUACCUAUUUACUCAAUACCUGAAGCCAUCAGCAUGGCAUACUACUCGCCCUCCUCAAAAAGAAUCCAAAUCAUACAACUUUCCGGGACACCCUCAAAAACUGAGUAGGUGUUCAUGUUCACGAAUGUAUGGAGGUUUCAACACAAGCAAGUGGCAUACAAUCAGAAAAAUCAGGUUCCGAAUGUUUCGAGUUCUGAUGUUUUCAGUUUCAUUGGAGUUUACGAGUAUUUGGUUGCAAAAAAUACUCCAUCACCUAUACUGUGGCACCACCCGCAUUCAACCUGGCACCGUGCUUUCAGGUUUGAUGCAUGCCACUUUUUUAUGUGGGUUGACAGUGAGGAAGAAGUAGUUAGUGGCAACAACUAACCGAAGCCCUAUCCUUUGUCCCAAACAUUAUAGAGUCCUAUUCUGCCAUGCUAAGCAAGAACGCUGUAAAUCCAUCAAGAUUUUCCUUCGCUUUUUGGAACUUAACGCUUUAUAAAAUAUGAAGUGUUUUACCCAUGCACCUCAAAUUUUCAGGAAGAGCUCUUGAUAGUAUUUGCGAAAGAAUUCUGUAAAAAUAUUGUCCCAAGGUAAACAAGUUUUUCCGCUAUGAUAAAUUGUUUCCAAAAAAUGUGAAACAGCGUUUUUGCGUUACAUGGCAGUAUUCCGUACUCGUUCGUAGAGUUUCCGUUUGCACAGCUGCCUAGAGAAGGUCGUGGGCAAUUGUCAAUAAAAGGCAGGCAACAUAUCAUCUGCUUACAAAACGUUUGCUCCUCGGAACUCUUAAUUGAAGCAAUGGAGAAUGAGGGUGUCCUCAUGCGAGGGGGCAGUAUAGUAGAUUGUUAAUUUAAGCAAAAUUGAGCCAUUCAUGAUCUGGAAAGCCACAAUGCCAUCCCAUCCGAACUAACACAAAAUUCUGAUUGGGAAAUAGUGGAGCCUGUAUAUAACGAAGUUCACGAUUUUCAGAAAAACUUCGUUAAAAUCAAACCCGGCGGAAAUAUGGAGAUGAAUUCGGGGAAACAUAAAAAAAGUUGCGUACCAAUUUACGAAAA
Molecule: messenger RNA, 6053 nt
Organism: Bemisia tabaci
Lineage: Eukaryota; Metazoa; Arthropoda; Insecta; Hemiptera; Aleyrodidae
Product: RRP12-like protein
Source: RefSeq, a predicted model, not a curated record